This is a messenger RNA of Humulus lupulus (European hop), 2052 nucleotides long. RefSeq lists its product as uncharacterized. The transcript is spliced from 2 exons. The record is from RefSeq and is a predicted model, not a curated record. Bases 1 to 2052 code for a protein of 683 amino acids. NCBI's taxonomy places the organism in Eukaryota, Viridiplantae, Streptophyta, Magnoliopsida, Rosales, Cannabaceae.
AUGAGGAAGAGAAGAGUUGAUAAUAGAAUUUCUUCCUUCACUAUAGGAGGCAAAACAGAAGAAGAUUAUUCUAAAGUUGUUGAGCACUUUCUAUCUCAUUUCAAGAAUUUUAUGGGGAGGAGAAAUUUGGCUGCUAUAGAGAUUGAUAAAAAUUGUAUUCUUCAGGGAAACAGAUUGUCUCUGGAUCUUCAAGUCAGAUUACAGAGACCUUUUACCAAGAGUGAUGUGAAGAAGGCUCUUUUUAGCAUUCACUCCUUCAAAAGUCCUGGUUUGGAUGGCUUUGGCUCGGGAUUCAUUAAGGGGUUAUGGUCAGAUAUUGGUGAUGAAAUUACUUCUGGUGUGUUGGAUUUCUUUCAGGAUGGGUACUUGCCGAAGGAUCUAAAUGAAAUUGUGAUUUCUCUUAUUCCUAAGAUAGCUGAUCCGAGCUCAGCUAGUGACUAUCGUCCUAUUGUGUGUUGUAACACUCUCUACAAGUGUAUAUCGAAGAUGAUUUGCUCUAGACUAUCGGAAGUGCUUCCCUUCCUUGUUCAUAGUAAUCAAGGGGCUUUUAUAAAAAAUAGAGUUCUAGCUCAUAAUAUUAUGAUAUUCCAGGACCUCCUCAAAGGGUACACUAGAAAGAAUAUUUCAGCUAGAUGUUUAAUGAAGAUCGAUCUGAGUAAGGCUUAUGACACAGUUGAUUGGAAUUUUGUGGAGGAGUUGCUUAAGCAUCUUUGUUUCCCCUCUAGAUUUAUUGGCUGGAUUCUAGUUUGCUUAAAAGACGAUUUGAUUAUCUUUUGUAAAGGUAAUAUCAGUUCAGUGAGUAAGAUUCGUGAAGCUUUCACUGUGUUUUGUGAUUCUACUGGGCUUUCUGCGAAUAAAUCUAAAUCCCAUAUCUAUUUUGGAGGGGUUAAGGAAACCAUCAAAGCUCAGAUUCUUGAGUUGUUGCAAAUGGAAGAAGGCUCCUUUCCUUUGAAGUACUUGGGGGUUCCUCUUCGGCUUACCAAGUGGAAAGCUUCAGAUUGUGGGGUGAUUCUGGAUAAGUUGAACAAGAAGCUUAAUUGUUGGGCGAGUAGGAACUUGUCUUUUGCUGGUCGUGCCCAACUUAUACACUCAGUUUUGCUUGGUAUAAAGAAUUUUUGGAUGAGUAUAUUCAUUCUUCCAUCCAAAAUUACUGCUGCCAUUGAUAAAAGCUGUCGGGAUUUUCUUUGGGGUUCUAAUGGGAAUAGAAGUAAGUUGCAUCUCCCUUCAUGGGAAAAGGUUUGUCUCCCCAAAAAGCUGGGUGGAAUUGGUUUUCGUGAAGGUAAGAAAUGGAAUAUGGCUUUGAUGGCUAACUUUAUUUGGGCGAUUACUACCAAACAAGACUGCCUGUGGAUUAAGUGGAUUAGUUCCAUCUAUUUGAAGGAGUUUAACGUUUGGAAUGUGCCUAUUAGUCAGGAUAUGAGCUGGUAUGUUAAGAAAUUAUUGAGGCUGCGACAUGUUAUUGAUGAGGGAUGCUUGAUGCAAGCUGUUAAGGGAGGUAAAUUUCAUAGUAAACACUUUUAUUCUUCUCUUAUUUCUGCGCAUUCUGUGGGUUUUGCUGAGACAGUUUGGAACAAACUUAUUAUGCCCAAGCAUAGAUUCAUUUACUGGCAGAUUUUUAAUAAUCAAUUACUUACUAGAGACCAUUUGAGCCGGUUCUUGCAUAUUUCCUCUGAUCUCUGCCCUGUUUGUGAGUCCAGUUUGGAAACUCAUAGCCAUUUGUUCAUGGAGUGCAUUUAUUCCAGGAAAGUGUUUGAGGAAAUCGGUAGAUGGCUGGGUUUUUUCCAUUGGCCUGAAUCUUAUGAGGAGCUUACUCAUUGGUGCUUAUUAGCUAAGCAUAACUUGAAGAACCAGAUAAUUAAUGCAGUGUUAUCAGCUUCCUGGUAUUUCAUUUGGUGCAACAGAAACAGCUGUAUUUUCGAAUCAGUUUGUAAAAUGGCCAGCAGCAUUAGUUUGGAUAUCAAGGAUGUAGUUAAGUAUAGGGUGUUUAGUUUGGGUUCUUUUUCUCAUAGAAAAAGGGACUUAUAUUUUCGCAAGAUUGUAGAAAGCUGGUAG